This is a messenger RNA of Castor canadensis (American beaver), 1641 nucleotides long. RefSeq names its product tetratricopeptide repeat domain 24 (gene Ttc24). Gene Ontology annotation, molecular function: protein binding. NCBI's taxonomy places the organism in Eukaryota, Metazoa, Chordata, Mammalia, Rodentia, Castoridae. The record is from RefSeq and is a predicted model, not a curated record.
AUGUCUUCCCCUAAACCUGAGGCUGUCCUCAGGGAGCCUGAGCCUAAGCCUGAGCUGGAGUCCUCACACUGCAAGAAGAAAGAGAAGAAAAGAAAGUGGCUGCAGCAAGAGGCCAGCAUCCAAGCCCUCACCAGGGCUGGCCACAGGGCCCUGCAGGCUGGCCAGAACCAUGAUGCUUUGAGCAGCUUCCAGAAGGCCUUCCUGCUGGCCUCCAAGUCCCCACGAACCAGGGACAUUCCUGUGCUUCGAGCCUGUGCCUUCAACCUGGGGGCUGCCUAUGUAGAGACUGGGCACCCAGCCAGAGGCCUUGAGCUGCUUCUGCAAGCCCAUCCUGAAGAGAAGGCACAGGGGAGGUGUCAUGGUGACCAGUGUUUCAAUGUGGCUUUAGCCUAUCAUGCCCUUGAGGACCUACCUCAAGCUUUGAACUGGUACCACAGAGCCCUGGGCCAUUACCAGCCACAGGGUGACCAGGGGGAAGCUCAGGCAAAAAUGGGAGCCUGCUACCAGGCCCUAGGACAGCCUGAGCAAGCAGCCCGCUGCCUGCAGGAAGCAAGCCAAGCCUAUGCCCAAGCAGGCCGGCCCAAGGCUGCAGCCCUGGCCCUCGGUGCUGCAGCAGGGUGUAUGCUGAAGAGUGGGCAGCAUGGGGUGGGUGAGGUGGUACAGGCGCUGGAGGAAAGCCGGAGGCUUGCUGAGAGGAGCGCUGAGAGGGGACUGCUUGGGCCACUCUAUAAUGAUCUAGGUCUGGGUUACUCCCAGCUCCAGCUGUUCCCUCUGGCAGUGGAGGCCUUCCUGCAGGCCCUGCCCCUGUGCCAGAAACCAAGAGAGCAGGCUACAGUGCUGAGAAACCUUGGGAUGGCUCACAACGCCCUUGGCAACUACCAGGAAGCCCGGGAUUUUCACCAGAAGGCGGCAGAGCUGCAUGGCUCUGUGGGGCAACGGUGGGAACAGGGUCGGAGUUUUGGCAGCCUGGCAUUCGCACUGAGCCAGUUGGGGGACCAUAAUGCUGCCAGAGACAACUACCUGCAUGCACUGCAAGCUGCCCGAGACACUGGAGACGUGAAGGGACAGUGGCAGGCCUAUGAGGGUCUUGGGGCUGCUGCAGCCAGACUGGGGCAUUAUGACCAGGCCUUGAAGUACUUUAAAGAAGCACUGGCCCAGUGUCAGAAAGAGCCAGAUUCUGUGCGAGAGCGGCGUGCCAAGCUGGCAGAUGCCAUGAGGACCCACUUAGCCCAGGUGGGGCUAAUCCAGGAUCACACACAGACCCCAGCUAGAAGACUCCAGGCUCCAGGCUUGGCCUGCCAGGCAUCAGGGACCUCAGCCAGGGUGCAAAGCAGCACAGCAGAUGCCCAGUGCAGAACUUCUGGCAGGUGGGAAGAUAAAGAUUUUGAGGAAAGCCACAAAGAGAAAGAGAAGGAAGAGUCGGUGAAAGUUCCCACAAUGUCUGGGCAUCAGAGACUGGAAUGUUCAGGACCCAGGCCCCAUUUUCCAUUUGGAGGUCCAGGCCUCCCAACAGUAGAAUACUCUGACAUCCUGAUACCCAAUGGUCCCCAAGCCAAUAGGUCCUCCAAAUGGCCCAGGGAAACCCUCAGCAGGAACCCCCAGACGAAACUCACCCAAUCUGCCUUCUGCACAAUUGUGUGA